GGCCAUGGCUGUGGGUGGCGGGCCGGUGUAGCGCCGCGCGGGGCAGGCGGAGGCGACCGAGAGAGGCGGGGAUGGGGGCGCCGCAGGCGGAUGGUCGCGGGGGCCUGGGCUGCUGACUGCGUACCCGGAGCCAGAGUCGGAGUCGGCGGCGGCGGCGGCGGCGGCGGAGCAGCUCCGGGCAGGGUUGUUUUGAGGAUAGGACAGGACGAUGUGCACGACCGAUCAGCCGGCGCGCGUGUAUCUUCUAAUUUGAAAGUCUUCCAUGAAAACUUCAGUUUAAAAAAUAAGUAAUGACAUCAUCUGUCAUCUUAAAAGACUGAAAUGGGGGCUGUCAUUUUGAGGGCCCCAUGGUUAUGAAUGUGCUUCAAUUUCAUAAUGCCUCCUGCUAUGGCAGACAUCCUUGACAUCUGGGCAGUGGAUUCACAGUUAGCAUCUGAUGGCUCCAUACCUGUGGAUUUCCUUUUGCCCACUGGGAUUUAUAUUCAGUUGGAGGUUCCUCGGGAAGCUACCAUUUCCUAUAUUAAGCAGAUUUUAUGGAAACAAGUUCACAAUUAUCCAAUGUUUAACCUCCUUAUGGAAAUUGACUCCUAUAUGUUUGCAUGUGUGAAUCAAACUGCUGUAUAUGAGGAGCUUGAAGAUGAAACAAGAAGACUCUGUGAUGUCAGACCUUUUCUUCCAGUUCUCAAAUUAGUGACAAGAAGUUGUGAUCCAGGGGAAAAAUUAGACUCAAAAAUUGGAGUCCUUAUAGGAAAAGGUCUACAUGAAUUUGAUGCACUGAAGGAUCCUGAAGUGAAUGAUUUCCGAAUAAAAAUGCGCAAAUUCAGUGAGGAAAAGAUUCAGUCACUUGUGGGAUUGUCUUGGAUGGAUUGGCUGAAGCAGACAUAUCCACCAGAACAUGAACCAUCGAUCCUUGAAAACUUAGAAGAUAAACUUUAUGGAGGAAAGCUCAUUGUGGCUGUUCAUUUUGAAAAUUGUCAGGACGUGUUUAGCUUUCAAAUAUCUCCUAAUAUGAAUCCUAUCAAAAUAAAUGAACUGGCAAUCCAAAAACGUUUGACUAUUCAUGGGAAAGAAGAUGAAGUUAGCCCCAAUGAUUAUGUGUUGCAAGUCAGUGGGAGAGUAGAAUAUGUAUUUGGUGAUCACCCACUAAUUCAAUUCCAGUAUAUCCGGAACUGUGUAAUGAACAGGACUUUGCCCCAUUUUAUGCUUGUGGAAUGUUGCAAGAUUAAGAAGAUGUAUGAACAGGAAAUGAUUGCCAUAGAGGCUGCCAUAAAUCGAAAUGCAUCAAACCUUCCUCUUCCUUUACCCCCAAAGAAAAUGCGAAUUAUUUCUCAUGUUUGGGAAAAUAACAAUCCUUUCCAAAUUGUCUUGGUUAAGGGAAAUAAACUUAACACAGAAGAAAGUGUAAAAGUUCAUGUCAGGGCCGGCCUUUUUCAUGGUACUGAACUCCUCUGUAAAACCAUCGUAAGCUCAGAGAUAUCAGGGAAAAAUGAUCACAUUUGGAAUGAACCACUGGAAUUUGAUAUAAAUACUUGUGACCUGCCACGAAUGGCUCGAUUAUGUUUUGCUGUUUAUGCAGUUUUGGAUAAAGUGAAAACAAAAAAGUCAACUAAAAAUAUUAAUCCCUGUAAAUAUCAGACCAUCCGGAAAUCUGGGAAAGUGCAUUAUCCUGUGGCAUGGGUAAAUACGAUGGUUUUUGACUUUAAAGGACAGUUGAGAUCUGGAGACAUAAUAUUGCACAGCUGGUCUUCAUUUCCUGAUGAACUUGAAGAAAUGUUGAAUCCAAUGGGAACUGUUCAAACAAAUCCAUAUACUGAAAAUGCAACAGCUUUGCAUAUCAAAUUCCCAGAGAAUAAAAAACAACCUUAUUAUUAUCCUCCCUUUGAUAAGAUAAUCGAGAAGGCAGCUGAGAUUGCAAGCAGUGACAGUGCUAAUGUAUCAAGUCGAGGUGGAAAAAAGUUUCUUGCUGUACUGAAAGAAAUCUUGGACAGGGAUCCUUUGUCUCAACUUUGUGAGAAUGAAAUGGAUCUUAUAUGGACUUUGAGACAAGAUUGCAGAGAGAAUUUUCCACAGUCACUGCCAAAAUUACUGCUGUCGAUCAAGUGGAAUAAGCUUGAGGAUGUUGCUCAGCUUCAGGCACUACUUCAGAUUUGGCCUAAACUGCCCCCCCGGGAGGCCUUAGAGCUUCUAGAUUUCAACUAUCCAGAUCAGUACGUGCGAGAAUAUGCUGUGGGCUGCCUGCGACAGAUGAGUGAUGAAGAACUCUCUCAGUAUCUUUUACAACUGGUGCAAGUUUUAAAAUAUGAGCCUUUUCUUGAUUGUGCCCUGUCUAGAUUCCUAUUAGAAAGAGCGCUUGCUAAUCGGAGGAUAGGGCAGUUUCUAUUUUGGCACCUUAGGUCAGAAGUGCAUAUCCCUGCUGUCUCAGUACAGUUUGGUGUCAUCCUUGAAGCAUAUUGCCGGGGAAGCGUAGGGCACAUGAAAGUGCUUUCCAAGCAGGUUGAAGCACUCAAUAAGUUAAAAACUUUAAAUAGUUUAAUCAAACUGAAUGCAGUGAAGCUAAACAAAGCCAAAGGGAAGGAGGCCAUGCAUACUUGUUUAAAACAGAAUGCUUACCGGGAAGCCCUCUCUGACCUGCAGUCGCCUCUGAAUCCAUGUGUUAUACUUUCAGAACUCUAUGUUGAAAAGUGUAAAUACAUGGAUUCCAAAAUGAAGCCUUUGUGGCUCGUGUACAACAACAAAGUGUUUGGUGAGGAUUCAGUUGGAGUGAUUUUUAAAAAUGGUGAUGAUUUACGACAAGAUAUGUUGACACUCCAGAUGCUGCGCUUGAUGGAUUUACUUUGGAAAGAAGCUGGUCUGGAUCUUCGGAUGCUGCCUUAUGGCUGUUUAGCGACAGGAGACCGCUCUGGCCUCAUUGAAGUUGUGAGCACCUCUGAAACAAUUGCUGACAUUCAGCUGAACAGUAGCAAUGUGGCUGCCGCAGCAGCCUUCAACAAAGAUGCCCUUCUGAACUGGCUUAAAGAAUAUAAUUCUGGGGAUGACCUAGACCGAGCCAUUGAAGAGUUUACCUUGUCCUGUGCCGGCUACUGUGUAGCUUCUUAUGUCCUUGGGAUUGGUGAUAGACAUAGUGACAACAUCAUGGUCAAAAAAACUGGCCAGCUCUUCCACAUUGACUUUGGACAUAUUCUUGGAAAUUUCAAGUCUAAAUUUGGCAUUAAAAGGGAACGGGUGCCUUUUAUUCUUACCUAUGAUUUCAUUCAUGUGAUUCAACAAGGAAAAACAGGAAACACAGAAAAGUUUGGCCGCUUCCGCCAGUGUUGUGAGGAUGCAUAUCUGAUAUUACGACGGCACGGGAAUCUCUUCAUCACCCUUUUUGCACUGAUGUUGACUGCAGGGCUUCCUGAGCUCACAUCAGUCAAGGAUAUACAGUAUCUUAAGGACUCUCUUGCCUUAGGGAAGAGUGAAGAAGAAGCACUCAAGCAAUUUAAGCAAAAAUUUGAUGAGGCACUCAGGGAAAGCUGGACUACUAAAGUGAACUGGAUGGCGCACACAGUUCGGAAAGACUACAGAUCUUAAUGAUCAGCCUUUGCUCCUAAUGUAUUUGUUGGUUUGUUUAGUUUUCAUUUUGCACUUGCACUAAAUUGAACAUGACCCUGCCAGAGAUGUUAUAAAGGGAAUGAAAUCCUGGAACUUAGUUAAAUUAAGAACAAGGCAUCCCACACAUCCUAAUCUGAACAAUCCCUGAUGACUACCCUCUGCUUUAUUGAAUGCUUCCAAGAUUCAUCAUGAAAACUCCCAACAUUAUGGAUAAUCAUUUCCUGCUGACUUUGCACGCCGAAGAAUGCUACUAGAGAUUGUUUUCUGUCUUAUUCUUUUUUUAAGUAUUUGGUACUUUUCCAGAAAGGUGUAAAUACUUCUUUUUGUAUUGUGACCAAGUGUUAUCACUCAACCAACUUAUCCACACCUGGGGACUGGUAGUUGUUCUUACUUUCCAAAUGAGGCUUAAAAGAAAGGCAUCUUUCUUCCCUUUUUAAAUUAUAUAAACUACAAAUUAUAACAUAAUUUGAAAUUAUGUUUAUUUUUCAAAAGAAAUCUUUAAACUUGUGGAAAGAUUAAUUCUUCUGUUGAUAUUUAUCUACCAUGACAGCAUCAUUCCUAUCAGACUUGGUGAAAAUCUGCUCGUGAGGCAAAUAUUAUAUAUAUGCUGCAUAUAUAUUUAUAAAAUUUCAAGUGGGGAGUUCUAUAUAAAAAGACAUUUCUUUUUUUCUUCCUGUCGUGUUUUAAAGUUUUACAAAAAGCAGAGCUUUUUCCUAAGUUUUUAGUUAACUAUGAGAUCCAGUUCUUCCAGUUGCUUCUGUAAUGAGGCACAUAGUAAUUUCAGUUUUUACAUGGUAUCUAUGAAAGAGUUCACUUCAUAGAGCAUAAUACUUGAGCAAAUGCAUCCAAGACAGAAAGCAAGUGAAAGGAAACUGUUUAUGGAAUCAUCUCCAGACCUAAAAUUCAGUAUUUUAGUAAAAUGCCAGCUGUUCUUACUGUAUUUAUUAAAACUUAUAAUAAUGUGAUUUUUCAAGGAUAUUAGUUCAAAUUGAAAUGGUUAUAUGCCACAUGGAAUUCUUUAAUUUAUUAUUUGAGGUACCAUACACUUAGGGUGCUAGAUGGCAAAUAAUGUUAAUAUGUGCAAUAAGAACUACUGGUUUGAAUGUGUAAAUGGAUGCUCUUUCUGAGUACUGGCAAUAUCCAGCAAAACUACUGCUUUUUCUCCAAAGAUUUUUGGGAGCUCUCAAUCCUCAGUGACAUGAGAGAGAGAACUGAGAACCCUGUGACUGAGUUUUCUAUAGGAAUUUUAUUAAAGAUUGUUUAAUUUUGUUGUUCUCCUUCAUGUUCACAAAUAAAUGGGUGAGCUGGUUUCAGCUGCUCUUGGGACGUGUGGGCUGCUUCUUUAUGGACAGCACAGGCCUUUAGAUCUUGGCACUGGGACUCUAGGAAUAAAGUCAGUAAACAAAUUAAUUUGAGAGGUAGGCUGAGGCUCAUGGUCUAUUCUCUGACUUCUCUCUGCUUCCCAGCCCCAGCAGGAAGUGUGGGAGGCCUCUUGGACUUUUCAUAGGAGCCUGAAGCUCAUCAAAUUUUCAUCUUUGUACCCUGAGGUGGAGGAAAAUGCCCCUUUAGUGACUUAAGUAUUGAGCCAGACUGUAGCCACUUUGUGGCCCUCUUCCAUGGAGCAGAUAUUCACAACAAGUCAUAGUUUCUUAGAAAUAAGUUUUAGGUAAGGAUAGAGAUUGACCUCUGAACUGACCAUUCCCAGGGCUGGUCCAGACUCAGUGAGAAUUCAGGAAUAGGAUUGUGGAAGGAUAGGUUUGUUCAAGGAUCUUUAUCUGGUAGUGAUCUACUUUCACAUGCACUAGCUCUCACAGGCCAGGGGGCUUGGAGACUGGCAAACAUUGUCAGCUGGAAGUGGGAACCAGUGUUUCUAGAGGAGUCUCCUCAGUCCAUAGGGAGCCUUGGUAAAUAUAUGUAAAAAUAUGCCAAAUCAAUAAAUGUGGUCAGGAGUAAGAAAGGAAAGGCUUGAGCCCAGGAUGGCUCUGGACUCCUCUCCACCCUCUCUGCCAUAAGCCCCUCAAAGAUAGCCAGGACAAUGUGACGUAGUAGCCCUCUGUAGCUGUUAACCGCUCCUAACAGGUGCUCCCCACAUACUUCCUGAAUUGCACAUUUCUGAUUCUCUUCUCAGCAAGAGAAGAGGAGGUAGCAGGCAGAGGACAGCUAACUUUAGAGGUCUGGGCUGCUGGAUGAGCUUGUUGCAGGGGAACUGGUUAUCCAGUACCUUGGCUCUUAAGUGCUCUGGUCAGCAAUAAACCUUAGCCCAAAACACUUCUAGUUUGUAAAAUGGGACUAGUAAAAUAACUACCCUAGUCACUUCUAUGUGGUGGUGAGAAGGCUAGGUUACGACCAUGAAUGGGGACAUAGGCUGAGUCCCAAUUCAGAGGAACUCUUCCUGCUUCUUCCACUUGAAGACCACUGAAGGGAGGAAUCUUCGGGAAGGAAAGCCCCUUCCAGAGCUCUCCCCCUACCUCCUAUCUAAGGAGGCCCCUCCAGUAUCUUCUCAGUUCUACCUUGCCAGCCCAUAGCCCUAUUAGCACCGGAACAGUCAGGCAGCCUGUAAUGCCGAGGUCACUUGUCUGCAGGAGCUAAAAGACUGGUCCAAGGGGUGGAGAGCAGAGAGGGACCAUGCCACAGAACCCUGAGUUGGGAAUGGGCAGCUUUUAAAAAGGAGGGGGUAAGGGUUGAGGUUUCUUGGAGCAGAGGGCCCUGAGCUGAGUCUUCAAGGAUAGAAUUUAGGUGAAGGGGUGAUAAGUAAGACUGAGCAGGAAGGUAAAGCAUGUUAUAAAGGCUGGGAGGAGAGGAAAAACGGGAUUCAUGGGCACAAACAGGCUCAACAGCUGUUUCUUUGCCUCUGCCUCUUCCCCUCCUCCACUCCAGAGUGCUGCACUUCUCAGGGAUCCAGACAGUACUUAAACCUCAGUCAUAUCACGCUGGAGCCUCUUCCUCUUUCACUAUCUGUGGCAGUUCUAUCCCCUUCUUUGAUGAUGGAAAACGUGUCUGACAUCACCUUCUGGGUUAUUCCUGCUCUAAAAUGUACAACUAAGGGGUUUUUGGAACUCAGGAUUCCUUUCCACUUUUAGUAAAGCCCAGGUUCAACACUCAGAAAAGUCUGCCCUUUCAAACUCCCAACGUUUCUUUUUUAUUGUGAGAAAUGGCACAUAGAGUAAUGUAUACAAAACAAUAAGGCAUAUCAAGUUAAGGCUUAGCAAAUAUUAUAGAACAGACACCCAGAUAACCAUUGCAUAGGUUGAGAAAGGACAUUGCCAACAAUAAGAAGCCAUGCCAGUUCCCCUUCCUGGUCAGGACUUACUUCUCUCUGCCAAGGUAAUCACCAUCUCUUCUUCGUUGGCAAUCAUCUCAUUUCCUUACUUUACAGUUAUGCUGCCUCCUUUUUUGGGUCAGGCUUCUUUUGCUCUACAUUAUGUCUUUAAGAUUCAGCCAUGAGGUGGCAUCAUUUUUUAUCAUCGCCUCAUAAUAUUCCAUCUUAGUGGAUAUCCUAUAAUUUAUAUAUCUUUUCUACUGUUGGGACACAUACAGGUAGUUACUAGUUUGAGGCUAUUACAAAUAAAUAAUGCUGCUAUGAUGAUUAUAAUUUAUCUGCUGAUUCACAGAUGUAUAUAUUUCUUUGGAUGUAUAUACUUAAGAUUAAAAUUAGUUGGUCAUAGGAUUGUGCAUAUCUUUAUUUUGACUAAGUAAUGCUAAAAUAAGUGGUUGUGCCAACUUACUCUUCCUGCAGUACUUAAUUCUUGUCACUCCAUAUUCUCACCAGUACCCAGUUAUCCAGCAUUUAAAAAAUUUUAGCUAUUCUGAUGUGUGAGGUGAAAAAAAUUUGCAUUCUUUGCUUAGUAAUGAGAUUAAAUUGCUUUUUCAUA
Molecule: messenger RNA, 7463 nt
Organism: Canis lupus familiaris (dog)
Lineage: Eukaryota; Metazoa; Chordata; Mammalia; Carnivora; Canidae
Gene: PIK3CB
Product: phosphatidylinositol-4,5-bisphosphate 3-kinase catalytic subunit beta
Exons: 25
Coding region: 358-3570 (1070 amino acids)
Biological process (GO): cell migration; phosphatidylinositol 3-kinase/protein kinase B signal transduction; phosphatidylinositol-3-phosphate biosynthetic process
Cellular component (GO): cytoplasm; phosphatidylinositol 3-kinase complex; plasma membrane
Molecular function (GO): 1-phosphatidylinositol-4-phosphate 3-kinase activity; 1-phosphatidylinositol-3-kinase activity
Source: RefSeq, a predicted model, not a curated record